Tetranychus urticae (two-spotted spider mite) is the source of this 1018-nucleotide messenger RNA. RefSeq names its product glycosylphosphatidylinositol-anchored protein quiver (gene qvr). The record is from RefSeq and is a predicted model, not a curated record. Gene Ontology annotation, biological process: regulation of synaptic transmission, cholinergic; sleep; positive regulation of voltage-gated potassium channel activity. Lineage: Eukaryota; Metazoa; Arthropoda; Arachnida; Trombidiformes; Tetranychidae.
AGACACCUAUGGUUUGUUAUCUAAACUCAUGAAAUUCUGAACGACAUGUUCGAACCUGUGAAGCUUAAUCAUUUGUUUUUGUUUAAAUGUCUUAUAUAAUUUGUUCUCAUUAAUCAUGAAAUUCGAACUAUUAAUUUUAACUUGUUUAAUUUUACCGAAAAUUACUUCUGCCGAAGAAGAAUGUUUAAAAAAAAAGAUUUGGUGUUAUGAUUGUUCGACUGAAACCAACCCUAAAUGUGGCGAUCCUUUCAAUAUCAGUUUGGUUCGAGGUGAAGACAAAGAUGUUACCUUAACCCAAUGUGAAGGCUGUUGUAUUAAAAUAGUUAAGAAAAAAGACACUCCUCAGCAAAUAAUUCAAAGAACUUGUACAGGAAAGAUCCAGAUUAACCUUUUCAUGGUGGAUCAUGUUUGCAUGGAGGAGUCAGACGGAAAAGGCCACAUGUGUUUCUGUGAAAGUGAUGCUUGUAACUCAACUUUCAAGAUACAAGUGAAUCCACUUUAUUUAGGAUUAGUCCUUUUAAUUCACAUUUCAUCUCAUCUCUUCAGUUAACAACAUAACCGUCAAUAUUUAUUCAAAUUCAACCACCAGAUGCAGAUUCAUUUACAAUCUGACCUGUUACUUACCUGCCCACUUUUAAUGUCUCGUCGUUUCUUUUGUUGAUGACUGCAAAAUCAACGAAAAUACUGAGCAUGAUGAUCAUUUUAUAUUAUCAAUCGUUUUUUUGUUAAAUACUUUCUUCUUUACCAUUGAUGUUGAUUGGAUUUGACGUGCAGUGUGUUCAAUUAUAUAAUAUAUGGAAUUGAUCUCUGAGUGGACCUACGAUUCGUGAUUAACGUUGGUCUGUUGCAAUUUUUGAUUGUAAACUAAUAACUCAAAACUGUGAUUCUUCAUUAUAAGGACUGGAAAAUUAAUGCAUACUCAAAAUUUGUUACACAUGCCUCUUUUAUUCCAAAUAAUUAUGGUUAUUGGCAAAUAAAUAGCAUGAAAAUCAGCAAUAAAUUUCAUUUUCAUUAUCAU